CCUCAAACGAGGCAAUUUUUCAUUCAUCAUAUCCCGAUGCACAUCGUGUCACAUGAAGAGCAAAGUGCUUCUGUAGCUGAGCUCAGUGUGGAAGUGCUUUUGCUGUGAAAAAAGUUGGUUGGGAGAAGAAGCGAUCACCAUGAAGGUUCAUGAGACAAGGUCACAUGCCCAUGCUUCUGCAGAGGAAGAAGGGAAGAUGGGAACGCGGAGGCAAAAGGCGGAGAGUAGAGGGCAAGACGAGUCCUCGAAGAAGAAGCCCAAAGUAACCGACGGCGAGAACGGCGGCACCAACGCGAAAUCGGCAGCCGCGAUCGCGCUGGAGUUUGAUGAGUUCUGCAAGGCUACAAGAGAGCACCUCUCGAUCGAGGAGAUGCGCCGCAUUCUCGAGGCCAAUGCCCAAGAUCCUUCCGGGUCGGACGAUGCCGUGGUCCCAAGAUGCCAAGAUAUGAUGUUCUAUGGGCCUCUAGAGAGUUGCGCAAUGUGCGGAGGCCAGCUUGAGUAUACUGGGAAAAACUACAGAUGCCAAGGAAGAUACAGUGAGUGGACUACUUGCCCAUAUACAACAAUAAACCCUCCUCGGAAGAGCGAUCGCAUCAAGGUCCCCGAGGAUAUCAACAAUGAAACAGCUCGCGAGUGGGUUGCGAAUCAAGAAUCGAGAGCUUAUCCACAGCGGGAUUUGCCUUUGGUGGACAAGCCAUUCUCGGGCAUGAUGAUCUCUUUAUCCGGGAGGCUUUCGCGAACACAUCAAGCAUGGAGGGAGGAAAUCGAAAAGCACGGAGGAAAAGUUUCUAAUAGUGUCAUAGGUGUUACUUGUCUUGUUGUUUCCCCUGCUGAACGUGAGAGAGGCGGUUCGACAAAAGUUGCAGAUGCUAUGGAAAGGAACAUUCCCGUUGUAAGCGAGGCUUGGCUUAUUGAUAGUAUCCAAAAACAAGAGGCUCAACCGUUCGACGCAUACGAUGUUGUCUCCGAUCUUGCCCCGGAGGGCAGAGGAAUUCCACAGGACAAGCAAGACCCGAGCGAGGAGGCUCUCGAGUCUCUCACAGCAGAGAAUAAACUUUACGGCAAAAGAGCAGUUUACAAGGACUCCAUGCUGGAUAAGGACGGCGGGCAAAUCUUUGAAAAGGACGGGAUUAUCUACAAUUGUGCAUUCUCUCUUUGUGAUCAAGCGAGCGGAGUAAACGAAUAUUGCGUGAUGCAGCUGAUCAUGGUGCCUGAGAACCACCUGCAUUUAUAUUACAAGAAGGGCCGAGUUGGGGAUGAUCCGAGAGCGGAGGAGAGAGUUGAGGAUUUUGAGGAUCGCGUGGGUGAUGCGAUUAAGGAGUUUGUUCGACUUUUCGAAGAGCUUACUGGGAACGAAUUUGAACCAUGGGAACGAGAGAAGAAGUUUGAGAAGAAACCUAUCAAAUUUUACCCCAUGGACAUGGAUGAUGGAGUUGAUGUGCGAUACGGCGGCCUAGCUCCGCGCCAGUUGGGAGCGGCAUCUGUUCAUUGCAAGCUCGAACCUUUGGUCGCAAAUUUUAUGAAGAUUUUAUGUAGCCAAGAGAUUUACAGGUAUGCUUUGAUGGAAAUGGGUUAUGAUGCACCGGACCUUCCCGUCGGGAUGUUAACUGAUCUCCAUCUGAAGAGAUGUGAAGAAGUGCUUCUGAAGUUCAGAGAUGAUCUGAAAUCGGCUCCUGAAAACAGUUCAGAGCGCAACAUCAAGAGGUUGGACGAUAGCAAUCGGUGGUUCACUUUAAUGCACUCUACCCAGCCAUUCACCAUCAAAAACUACCAAGAACUCGCUGAUCAUGUGGCCGCAGGUUUGGAAACAAUUAGGGACAUAAAUGUUGCAUCGCGGCUUAUUGGAGACAUGACCAGUAGUACUAUCAAUGAUCCACUUUCUGAUCGGUACGAGAAGUUGAGUUGCAUGAUUACUCCUGUGGAUAAGGACUCUGAUGACUAUAAGAUGAUCGUGAAUUACCUCGAGAAAACCUAUGAGCCCGUCGCAGUUGCUGAUGUGAGUUACAGUGCAUCAGUGGAGAACAUAUAUGCUAUAGAAUCAAGUGCUUGUCCUUAUGAUGAGAUAAAGAAACUUCCAAAUAAAGUUCUCCUGUGGUGUGGUACAAGGAGUUCAAACUUGCUAAGGCACCUGCACGAAGGGUUCCAACCUGUAAUAUGCGCAAUUCCUGUGCCUGGUUACAUGUUUGGGAAAGCUAUAGUUUGCUCGGAUGCAGCGGCCGAGGCGGCGCGGUAUGGGUUCACGGCGAUCGAUAGGCCAGAAGGCUUCUUGGUCCUGGCGGUUGUUUCUCUGGGAGAACAAGUCACUGAGAUAUCUGGCAUACCUGAGGAUACAAAAUCCUUAGAGGAGAAAAAGAUCGGUGUCAAGGCGUUGGGGAAGAAAAAGCCUGAUGAAUCAGAGCAUUUCACUUGGAAGGAUGAUGUGAAGGUGCCCUGCGGGCGAUUGGUUCCAUCGGAGAACAAGGAUAGCCCACUCGAGUACAACGAGUAUGCGGUCUAUGACCCGAAACAGGCUAGUAUCAGGUUUCUGGUGGAAGUGAAGUAUGAAGAGCAGAAUAUGGAGAUGGACACAGCUGAACCAGAUGAAGUAAGGAUGACCUAAUUUUGAGUUUUUUUUUUUUUUUCGCUGCAUGGAUAGUAGUGCUGUGUUUUUUUGAGGCCCUUUUAAGGGGGACUAAAAUGUGGUUUGGGGUUGUUGUUUCCCAAAAAACAUUACCUUUUUCGGGUAUGUGAAGUAUCUGUUUAUGUUAUGUAUAUAUGUUCACAGCUAACAGUAAAACACCUGAUGUUUAGUUUUGGAGUUC
Ananas comosus (pineapple) is the source of this 2801-nucleotide messenger RNA. RefSeq names its product poly [ADP-ribose] polymerase 3. The transcript has 19 exons. Gene Ontology annotation, molecular function: zinc ion binding; NAD+ poly-ADP-ribosyltransferase activity. Bases 140 to 2599 code for a protein of 819 amino acids. Lineage: Eukaryota; Viridiplantae; Streptophyta; Magnoliopsida; Poales; Bromeliaceae. The record is from RefSeq and is a predicted model, not a curated record.